CUUUCCGUCAAAAAUUCACGUCGCGUACACGUCGUGUCCGAUCGCACUGUUCCGAGAAAUCGAAGGAAAUCUGCUCAAAAUGGUAUUCGGAGAUGUUAAAACCGCAAACGGACUGAAGGAGUUCGACCAAUUCCUUGCUGAUCAUAGCUACGUCGAAGGAUAUACCCCGUCGAAGGCUGAUCUUUCUGUUUUCGAUGCCUUGGGCAAGGCUCCUGCCGCUACCUUCGUGCAUGCGCUGCGCUGGUAUAACCAUAUCGCCUCGUUCAACACCAAGGAGCGCUCGGAAUGGGGCGGUCAAGCGUUGCCGCAGGUUGCCGGUGGUAAACCGACUGCUGCAGCACCGGUCGGCGGUGACGAUGAUGAUGUUGACCUGUUCGGAUCGGAGGACGAGGAGGAGAGUGCCGAAGCAGCAAAGCUGAAGGAGGAACGUCUGGCCGCGUACAACGCGAAAAAGUCGAAGAAACCUGCCCUAAUCGCCAAGAGCUCCAUCCUGCUGGACGUGAAACCAUGGGAUGAUGAAACCGACAUGAAGGAAAUGGAGAAGAACGUCCGCAGCGUCGAGAUGGAUGGACUUUUGUGGGGAGCGGCCAAGCUCGUGCCGGUCGGUUAUGGCAUUCACAAGCUGCAGAUUUGCUGCGUUAUCGAAGACGACAAGGUUUCAGUCGAUUUGUUAACAGAGACGAUUCAGGAGUUCGAGGAUUACGUCCAGUCAGUCGAUAUUGCUGCAUUCAACAAAAUUUAAUUGUGAAUGCGAUAUACAUUGUUGUACUCUUGUUUCUUAAGUUUCUCCCGACUGUUCUUGAAAUGGCGAUAACAAUUAAAUAAAUCUUACCCAUUUUUCGACACU
Messenger RNA from Anopheles moucheti, 847 nucleotides. RefSeq names its product probable elongation factor 1-beta (gene eEF1beta). Gene Ontology annotation, molecular function: guanyl-nucleotide exchange factor activity; translation elongation factor activity. Gene Ontology annotation, biological process: translational elongation. The transcript has 2 exons. Bases 80 to 742 code for a protein of 220 amino acids. Gene Ontology annotation, cellular component: eukaryotic translation elongation factor 1 complex; cytosol. The record is from RefSeq and is a predicted model, not a curated record. NCBI's taxonomy places the organism in Eukaryota, Metazoa, Arthropoda, Insecta, Diptera, Culicidae.